Panonychus citri (citrus red mite) is the source of this 551-nucleotide messenger RNA. RefSeq names its product 60S acidic ribosomal protein P1-like (gene RpLP1). The record is from RefSeq and is a predicted model, not a curated record. Gene Ontology annotation, molecular function: structural constituent of ribosome; ribonucleoprotein complex binding; protein kinase activator activity. Bases 136 to 468 code for a protein of 110 amino acids. Gene Ontology annotation, biological process: cytoplasmic translation; translational elongation. Gene Ontology annotation, cellular component: ribosome; cytosolic large ribosomal subunit. The transcript has a single exon. NCBI's taxonomy places the organism in Eukaryota, Metazoa, Arthropoda, Arachnida, Trombidiformes, Tetranychidae.
UUUUCUCAGUCUUGGUGAACAAUUUAUUUUGUUGGUGUUUAAUUAACAGCAAUUAAUUGUCGUUUUUUCUUAAUUUAAAUUAUCUAUUUUUUUUGUUUGUGAAUUAGCUUAAGAAAGUCUUAAAUUACUACCAAAAUGAACAGUGAAUUGGCUUGUAGUUAUGCUGCUCUUCUCCUUCAAGAUGAUGAUAUCGCUGUUACUGGAGAGAAAAUUUCAACCAUCUUAAAAGCAGCUAAAAUUGAAGUUGAACCAUAUUGGCCAACAUUAUUCGGUAAAGCUUUAGAAGGUGUUGAUAUUAAGAAAUUGGUGUCUAACAUUGGUUCAGGUGUUGGUUCAGGACCUGCAGUCGGUGGUGGUGGAAGUGCAGCACCAGCAGCAGCCGCUGUCGAAGAAAAGAAAGAAGCCAAGAAAGAAGAAAAAGAAGAGGAAGAAGAAGAUGAUGACUUAGGAUUCAGUCUUUUCGAUUAAUCUAAUUUGUCUCUUUAAACAAAACUCCUUAUUUCCUUCAAUUUGUUAUCUUCAAAUAAAAAGAUAUUUGUAAGUUAACAAUA